GAUGUCAAUUUAAGAAAACUUGAACCAUUAGCGCGGCAGGUCAGAUACAUUUUUCAAGUCAAACAUUUAGAGGUGAAAACACAAGAAAAAAAUAAGCAAAGUAUUUCGGUCAAAACAAUUGUAAUUUAAAAACGACCUGACCCGCCCAUUUGAAGUUUAGAGAAUCUUUAACUCCCAGCCAACCAUCGCAACCAGUCAAGUUUUACAACCAUGUUGAAUCUCGGCAACCAGCGUCAACGCCAGCAUAUUUUCGCUUCUUUUUUCGUCGCGAGUUUUUUACUCGCCGCUCUACAGAGCGUAACGGCUGGAGAAUAUUUCUCCUACGAGCCUGAUGACCAGUCCAUCAACACAUGGCUGGCCACACUGAUGCAACACUACAACCAGCAGACGACGACAUCCAGGCCAUACGUCUUUUCACAGUCCCAGCUGGACUACAUCAAGAGGCUUCUACAUGGAUUAUCUCCCGCUAAUCUGGACGAGGAGCAGGUAGAAGAGAUCCAGGAAUAUUUGAACGGUAAUCAGGGCGUGGAGCAGCAGACGGUGGGGUUAGAGCCGACGUCAGAUGAGCAGGAGCAGACGGAGCACACAGAGCAGGAGCAGGAAGAAAUCACCAACGUCCCACAGGUGGACAACAACGAGGAGGACGACGACUCGGACGAAGAGCAAUGUUCAGGCUACAAAGCUGACCCGGCCAACAUCCGCUACUUCCUGCAGUUUGACGGCAUCAGCUGGGUCAAGGUCGCGUGUCCACCUGGUCUAGGUUUCGAUGCUGAGACCUGCGCCUGCAGCAUCAGGUUGACAGCUUACACACCGAAGACCACCACAACCACUAAGAGGACCACCACCACUACCACACCAACAACCACCACUACCACCCCCACCACCACUACUACAAGAAGAACAACUACCACUACACCUACCACCACCACCACUACCCCAACCACUACCACUAGAAGAACAACCACGACUACACCAACCACGACCACCACCACCCCCACCACAACAAGAAGGUCCACAACCACCACGACAACCACCACACGAAAGACCAGCACGACUAAGCCAAGCAUAGAUCUCUGCAAGGAUUGUGUCAUUCUCCAUGGAGUUGGCUACGCCCCUUUCCCUGGCCACUGCGAUGCCUACAUUCAGUGCCAGUAUUACGGCGAUGUCCCCACCGUGGUCAACAUCAGACGAUGCUCACCUGGCACGUUCUGGAACCAGGAGAAACUUACCUGUGACUUUGAAGAAAAUGUCAAGUGCGUUACAGUGGGUAACUGCCCCAACCACAAGACCAUAGAGGGCGACAGACGGGCGUAUCUGGUGUUCAACGGCUACAGCUGGAACCGCAUUGCUUGUCCAUCAGACCGUACAUACAGUGACGUCACCUGUGGCUGCACUGACACCUGGGAGGGUCAUGGCAACUUUGAAACCUGUCACGAUAAAAAGGCCAUCCCCAACGACAGGACCGGGUUCCUGCAACUGACCGGAAGUGGGUGGGUGCGCAUGCCCUGUCCCAAAACUCUGGGCUAUGACGUGUCAACCUGCAGGUGCACUGACAAGCUGGAGAUGACGGAAUACAACAACAACUGCCCAAACCAAAAGCCCAUCACAGGUGACAGAACCGGAUUCCUCCAGUUUACCGGCGCCACCUGGCUCAGGAUGCCAUGUCCAGCUACCCUGGGCUACGACCAACGCACCUGUCAAUGCUCUGUGUACUUAAAUGAUAACGACGACAGCGAGAGUGUCGACAAGGAUGACGAGUGCAAGCCCGCCCUGAAGAUGACCUUUGAUGACAACAGCGCCACUGACCUCUCGGAGAAUCAGUUCUGGGUCAACAACACCGGCGUCACCUUCCGUGACGGCAAAGCUUACUUUGACGGCAAGGCCCGGCUCACCGUCCCUGGCUUCUCUAACAUGGAGCUUGGAAACACGGUAUUCGUCAGCCUCAAGUUGAAACAAACUGCCGGCGUCAGUCAGCAGACGAUCUUCACCAACGGUGACUGUGGGGAGAGCCAGUCCAUCGGCGUCUGCGCAGGUCAGGACACUGUCCAGUUCUACGCCUUGACCAGCGCACAGAAGGCGCCGGCUCGAGUUAUAGUGUCUAAACAUGUUGGCGAGUGGCAGUAUGUUAUGUAUGCCCUGGAAAAGGGACAUCUUCAAGGCUACGUGGGCACCAACACCAACUCUCAGGACAUCAAAGGUACGCUGGUGAGAACCCAUAGAGGUCUGGUCAUUGGAGCAGGUGGGGAAUGUCAGGACUUUGUUGGCGUCAUUGAUGAGAUUACCGUGUACUUCUGUCGACCAUCAUAAAAGAAAGAUAAAAAGAAAAACUUGAAGAACUUUUGUGAUAACACUGGAGAUGUUUCAAACAAUAGAAAAAAAAAGAAAGCCAACAAAAUGAAAUCCAGCUAAUUAACAUUGACAACCAGUUAAUUAAUUACAUAAUGACGUGUGCAUCCAGUGACGUAAAAUUAAAAGUUACAAAUCGUUUCAA
Physella acuta is the source of this 2491-nucleotide messenger RNA. RefSeq lists its product as uncharacterized. Gene Ontology annotation, molecular function: chitin binding. NCBI's taxonomy places the organism in Eukaryota, Metazoa, Mollusca, Gastropoda, Physidae. The record is from RefSeq and is a predicted model, not a curated record. Gene Ontology annotation, cellular component: extracellular region.